CGCGCGGCGGGCGACGCGCCGAAGCACCCGCUCGUGCUCGUGCCGGGCAUCAUCAGCUGCGGUCUCGAAUUGUGGCGGCCGGGCGCGUGCUACGGCCGGGGCUGGUUUCGGGAGCGGCUCUGGGGCGGCCUCGGCAUGGCGCGCGCGGCGGUCAAGAACAUCAGCUGCUGGCUCGACCACAUCUCGCUCAACGCGACGACGGGCCUCGACCGCGACGGCCACGAGGUCCGCGCGGCGCUGGGGUGGAGCGGCGCCGAGAUUUUUCUUCUUCUACGGUUGAACUCCCGCGGCAUAGGUUACUGGCUCUGGGCCAAAAUCCUCGCGAACGCCGCGGAGGUCGGCUACGACCGGUCCACGAUGCACAUGGCCUGCUACGACUGGCGCCUGAGCUUCCGGAACCUGGAGCGGCGCGACGGCUAUCUGAGCCGGCUCAAGGCCGAGGUCGAGGUGCUCGCGCGCCAGCGCGGCGAGAAGGCCGUCGUCGUGGGCCACUCCAUGGGCGCGGCCCUGGCGCUCUUCUUCUUCUCCUGGUGCGAGGCCGGCGACCCCGGCUGGGUCGACGCGCACGUCCACGCGUUCGUGUCCCUCGGCGGGUCGCUCCUCGGCGCCGUCGGGCCCCUGGGCGCGAUCCUGAGCGGCGAGAUGAAGGCGACGGCCAUGCUCGGCAAGGUCAACGAGCUCAUCGACUCGCAGAUGUCGUUCCUCAACAAGACGCAGCAGCGCGACAUCUACCGGAGCCUCGGCGCUUUAGGCUCUCUGCUCCCCAAGGGCGGCGACGCGGUCUGGGGCGGCGACGUCGAGGGCGCGGAGAACGCGCCGGCCGCGGACGACGAGGCCCUCGGCGUCGACGCGAUUCGGCGCGGGCUCGUGGCGGACCUGCCGCGCGGCGCGAGCAUCCUCGACUACGACCCCGCCGCGCGGCGGCCGCGGCGCACGGCGACGGGCGCCGGGCUCUGGCCGUGGCGCGGGCGGCCGCGCGCGGCCGCGGCGGCCGAGAAGCGGCUCGCGGCCGCGUCGGAGAACCCGCUCAACGCGGCGCUGCCGGCCGCGCCGAAGAUGACCGUCUACUGCCUCUACGGCACGGGCAUCGACACGGAGCGGCGCUACCACUACGCGCGGCGCGGGCCCGGGCGCCACGCCGCGGACCUCGGCACCAUCGACUACGAGAGGGCCGACAGCGGCGUCGAGUCCGGCGACGGCGACGGCACGGUGCCGCUCGCGUCGCUCGGCUACCCGUGCUACGGGCUCUGGCGCGACGCGGCGCUGGCGCCCAUCUACAACCCGUCGAACGUGCGUACGGUGGUCCGCGAGUACCCGCACGACGCGUGCCCGAUCUGGCAGGACCCGCGGGGCGGCACGAAGACGUCCCGCCACGUGGAGAUCCUCGGGAAUUACGACGUCAUCCGCGACAUCCUCGACGUCGCCACGGGCCACGAGGACACGUCGGACCGCGUGACCUCGGACCUGCCCAACGUCUCCGCGAACAUCACGGCCGGGCUGCGGCGCGUCCUCGGCGCCGGCGGGUCGUAA
Aureococcus anophagefferens is the source of this 1530-nucleotide messenger RNA. RefSeq lists its product as hypothetical. The record is from RefSeq and is a predicted model, not a curated record. The annotation marks the transcript as partial. The transcript has 3 exons. Gene Ontology annotation, biological process: lipid metabolic process. NCBI's taxonomy places the organism in Eukaryota, Pelagophyceae, Pelagomonadales, Pelagomonadaceae. Gene Ontology annotation, cellular component: cytoplasm.